AUGGCCCAUAAAAACCAAGUUGGUGGAAUGGAGAAAAACGAGUCGCUUUCCCCUGUCCUCUACUCUAAGAGUGACUUAAAGGAAGACUCCCUGCAGUGGGUGGAAGAACCCCUCAGUGGCCAGGUCUUCAUGGUGCUCAGCAUGGACAACAACUGCUCAGCCACCUCCUUUGACAUGGAGCUUUGUGCAGAGAAACUCCAGUCUCUUGGGGUUCAGGUGGCAGCGGAUCAGUGGAGAAGGUUGAUCCAGGAUGCUGUCCUGAAGCCUGAAGUGAGGCGAUACAUGUUCUACAACUCCAGAGCUUUCCAGAUAGCCAUUGCUGUGGUUUUCUACGUGUCUCUCUGGACAAACAUGUAUUCCACAGUCCAGCUGUGCUCCUUCGGACGCUACUGGGAGGCCAGUGUGCUGGUGACCCUGGCUGCCCUAGCAGUUACUGUAGUGGUGAUACUGAUUAUCAACCGUCGCCAGAGGAAGAUAAAUAUGAAUACAGAUGUGAGGCUGGCAGCUGUCAAUGAAAUCUUUAUCAAGCACAGUUUAAUUCUGGGGAUUACAGAUGUCCUGGAUGGGCCACACAACAUCCUACAACUGUGGUUCGUGCACUUCCGCCCGGAGCGCUGCCUCCAGUCCUUGUCAGCCCACAUCACGGACCUGCAGAGGACACGGCAGGUAGGCUUGCGGCACAGUUUGGACCAGCUCUGUGUGGUCAUGGAGACGGUGGUUCGGCCUGACUCGGGGACAGAGGAGAAGACUUUGUGUGAAGAGUCCCCUCUUUUAUCCAGUGGAGUGACCCUAAAUAAAAAGCCUGUGACAUGCAAUGAGCUACUCCACCUUGUUCCUGAGGGGCCAGCAGAGGUGAUGGCCCAGCAGCUCCUGGUGAUCUUCAGUGGAUGCUAUGUCCGGCUCUUGGCCACCGGCCGGCUCCCUCGGGCCAAGGCAAGGGGACACUUGGAGCACAGCAGCAUGCCCUGUCUCUGCCAGUUCAUCCAGACCACCGUGCUCAACACACACUGGAGCUGA
Mesitornis unicolor (brown roatelo) is the source of this 1017-nucleotide messenger RNA. RefSeq names its product chromosome unknown open reading frame, human C9orf91 (gene TMEM268). NCBI's taxonomy places the organism in Eukaryota, Metazoa, Chordata, Aves, Mesitornithiformes, Mesitornithidae. The coding region runs from base 1 to 1017 and encodes 338 amino acids. The record is from RefSeq and is a predicted model, not a curated record. The transcript has 8 exons.